Molecule: messenger RNA, 381 nt
Organism: Botrytis fragariae
Lineage: Eukaryota; Fungi; Ascomycota; Leotiomycetes; Helotiales; Sclerotiniaceae
Exons: 3
Coding region: 1-381 (126 amino acids)
Source: RefSeq, a predicted model, not a curated record
AUGCUUAUAACUCUCAUUGCUGGAAGCAUCCGCUGGCUGCAUAUUCCAUGCAGAAAGUCCACCAAAAUUAUGUUCGCUCUUGGUCGCGAACUCGGUCCUGGCAUCGGAACGGUGUGGGCAAUGACCGCAGGUUCUGUCGGAGGGGUCUUCUGGACCACGUGGGAAAGCGGGCUCGAUGCUUCAUCACUCUAUACGUAUUUAUCACUGGCUGGUCUGUUUCAACAGCCGCUAACAGUCCAUUUAGCCGACAUUGAGCGUUGGUUUUCCUUCGUGAUCGGGAAUUUCUCCUGCAGAGCGCUCGGCAACUCUUCAUUCAUAUCUGUGCAAUUUCUCUUCACACGGGAGAAAGAGAAGCCCCUACGAUUAGCUCACAAACACUGA